Copidosoma floridanum is the source of this 5867-nucleotide messenger RNA. It is a transcript of the gene Cad87A, whose product is annotated as cadherin 87A. The record is from RefSeq and is a predicted model, not a curated record. Gene Ontology annotation, molecular function: cadherin binding; beta-catenin binding; calcium ion binding. Gene Ontology annotation, biological process: calcium-dependent cell-cell adhesion; cell-cell adhesion mediated by cadherin; homophilic cell-cell adhesion. Lineage: Eukaryota; Metazoa; Arthropoda; Insecta; Hymenoptera; Encyrtidae. Gene Ontology annotation, cellular component: plasma membrane; catenin complex; adherens junction.
GGUGGAUGGCGAAAGUUAGAAGGACCACGCUGGGCAUAUUGCUGUUGGCUACGUGUAUUGCUGGUAACAAUGUGAACGAACCGCCGACUUUUGAGGCUGGUGGAUACCCGAUGGGACUGACGCUUUCCGAAACCACAGUUGUUGGCACGAAAGUUUACACCCUAAAGGGACACGACCCGGAGGGAUCACCCGUUAAGUACGGAAUACAGUUAACUGACAAGUUCGUCGUGGAUCAACGGAGCGGAGUCGUGACACUGGCCAAACCACUGGACCGAGAGGAAUUGGACACGAUAAGGUUCCGGGUGACCCUGGAGGACUCGGUGCCGCUGGGCCAGCAGCCGAACAUCGUCGGGGUCGAGGCUUACGUGAUCGUGCUCGACGAGAACGACAACCCGCCGCAGUUCAUUGGCGUGCCUUACGAGGCGGUCGUCGGGGAGGACGCCCCUCCCGGCACGACCAUCCUGCCUGCCGUGCGGGUCACCGAUCCCGACCUCCUCGGCGAGAACAUCAAAGUCACCUGCAUACCGCAGCCCCAGUUUCCAGAUGCCUGCUCGAAAUUCAGCAUCGUCAGUGUCGAAGGCAGCCAAGACACCUACAUCGGAGCCCUCGUUCUGCGCCAGCCGCUCGACUACAAAGAGCGACCCUUUUACCAGCUCCUUCUCCAAGCGAGCGAUGGUACAAACACCAAUACGACGGGAGUGGAGAUCAAAGUCGCCGACAUCCAGAACAGCCCACCCGAAUUUUUGGACUCGCUGACCGGGGUCGUCAAGGAGGAUGACCCGAUUGGUACUCUAGUCAUGACGGUCAAGGCGAGGGACGGUGAUCGCGGGAUGCCGCGGAAAAUUGUCUAUGAGCUGGCCACAAAUCCCUUCGACUACUUCCUGCUGGACGGGACGAGCGGUGAGUUGCGGACGGCGAAGCCCCUGGACCGCGAGGCUCUGGAGAACUCGACGGGCGUCCUGACCUUCGGGGUGAGGGCCCGGGAGGUGGUGGAUGGCCAGCCGGGUGGCGACAGGUCGACCGUUACCGAUGCGGAGGCGACCGUCACUAUCAAGGAUGUCAACGACGAGCCGCCCUCGUUCAAUCGCAGGGAGUACGGCAUCUCCAUACCGGAGAACAUCGCCGACGGCACGCCCCUGCCCCACCUCGACAUGAUGGUGCGGGACCCCGACGUCGGCUUGAAUUCGGUAUUCUCUCUGCGGCUGGAGGAUAUCACUGGGGCUUUUACCGUCGAACCGACCCAAGCAACAGGCAGCACUUCGGUGAACAUCCGAGUGACUAAUGGCUCAUUGGACUACGAGAAUCCCAAUCAGAGAAAAUUCAUCAUUCUGGUGGUGGCCGAGGAAGUUCACACAAAUCCAAGACUUUCUUCCACCGCUACGGUAACAGUCGGCAUUACGGAUGUUAAUGACAAUGCGCCCUCGUUCUUGAGUCCCUCGUACACGGCUCUGGUCUCGGAAAUUGCCGGGCCUAACACCCCAAUAACAACGAUCACGGCCAGAGAUCGUGACAGUGGACGUUUCGGAGCAGCCGGAAUAGUAUACCAGUUGAUAGGCAAAGGCUACGAACAUUUCUCGGUGGACAAAAAGUCGGGAAGCAUUUCCGUAGCACCCUGCCCGACGCCAGGAACGUCUCCUUGCCUCGAUUUCGAAGAACAGAGCGAAUACUUCCUCAACUAUAAGGCGACGGACGACUUCGGCAAGGGACAAACGACGAGCGUCUCCCUGCGGUUGAGUUUGGCCGACGCGAACGACAGCCCACCCAAGUUCCAGCACAGAAGCUACCGCGCGGUGAUAGACGAGGGCGCGGAAAAGUUCGAGCCGGCGUUGCGAGUGCAGGCGCGAGACCGCGACAAGACUUCGAAAAUAAGUUACUCCAUCGUUGGGGGCAACGAGCUGGGGAUCUUUGCUGUCGACUCGGACUCGGGAGAGUUGAGUCUCGCGAAGCGCGCCCCCGUCGACGCUGCCAAUGGCUCCGUCGUCCUUUUCGUCCAAGCGAGCGACGGCAACUUCAGCGAUCGGACCGUUGUCACGAUCAACGUGCGGGACGUCAACAACAACGCCCCUGCCUUCGCUCACGAUCUCUAUACGGCUAGUAUACCCGAGAUUUCGCCGAUCGGAACGAUUGUCGAGGAGCUUACUGCGACAGACGCCGACAGCGGUAUCAAUGCCGAGCUAGUCUACAGAAUUCAGAAGGGAGCGUUCAACGAUUUCUCCGUCAACAAAACCACUGGUGCUGUUUUUGUAUCGCACAAAUUGGAUUACGAUCAGCGAAACACCUAUCACGUAGAAGUCAUAGCAUUCGACAAAGGCUCGCCAAGCUUAACUGGUACGACGACGCUGAUGAUAAACGUCGAAAACAGCAACGACAAGCCACCCCAUUUCAAUCCAGAGGUGCAGCGAGCUGAAGUCACGGAAGACACCGCGAUCGGCACAGUCUUUGCGACCUUGAAGGCCAUGGACCCCGACAGCACGGAUCCCGAAGCCCUGAGCUUCAAGCUUUCCGAGCCGAUCGCGGCGAUCGACAGAAACGGUCAGCGAGUCAAUGGGAGUGGUGCUGGAUUCAAGGAUUUUUUUGCCGUCGAUCGCAAGACAGGCCAGGUUUCAGUGGUUAAGCCGUUGAACCGAGACGUCGCGGCUACAGUCAGCUUGGCGGUAGUCGUCACCGAUACCUCAGCCCCGACGCUGCAACAGGGAAAAGGUACUCUGAUUGUGACGAUCAUAGAGGUGAAUCAUUUUGCUCCUGAAUUCAUUCGGCCAUGGACGAGGGAGGAUCCAAGGUACUCGAUAGAAAUGCAAGAGGAGCAGCCAACUGGAGCAAUAGUUGGGGCGUUCACGGCGACUGACGCGGAUAAUAACAUCGCGGCGUACACCAUCGAGCCACCCAGCCCCUACUUUCACAUAAAUAACAUUACUGGUAUCGUUCGAACCAGUCAAGUUAUCGACUUUGAAGAGACGAAACAGCUGGAAUUCACUGUGUUUGCAUACGACACGGGAGUCCCGCAGCUGAAGUCGAGUGCAAAGGUCGCGGUGACGAUAAUCAACGUAAACGACGAGGAUCCUAGGUUCGAGAAGAAGUCGUACAAUGCCACGGUCAAGGAAAAUUCACCCCCUGGUACGCGCGUCACGCUGGUGAAAGCUGUGGAUACCGAUGAAGGUCCUUUCGGCGAAGUCACUUACAGCCUGAUUGGAGAGCAUGCCGCUGACUUCAACAUCGGCCACGACAAUGGAGAAAUAACAGUCGGCGGUGCAACGGUGCUGGAUCGCGAAGUCGUACCCGAGAUAACAAUAUCGGUUUUGGCGAGCGACAGUGCACCGGUGAAUUCGCGAAGGACAACAUCGGUACCCGUUGUCAUAAAACUCGUUGAUGUCAACGACAACCGGCCUAUUUUUACACAGCACAGUUAUCGAGCUUCGGUCGCUGAGAACUUGUCCGUCAAUCCACCAGCUCCUAUACUGCAGGUACGAGCUAUGGAUCACGAUGAGGGUCUUAACGGAGACGUGUGGUACAAAAUAAUAAAAGGCAAUGAAAAUGGUUCAUUCAGUCUCAACCCAGAAACUGGAAUUCUGUACCCAGCCGUAUCUCUCUUGGGAAGAGCUCAAUCUUACAAGAUCAAGGUGGAAGCGAGAGACAUGGCUGGCCGAGGACCACACUCCGACACUUGCCACAUUUACGUUCGCGUCAACCCCGUGAAUCAGCACAAGCCAGAGUUCAUCAUGCCAGAGUUACCCAAUGCGACGGUGGAAGUUCCAGAGAACGCAGGAGAACCAAGCUACUUAGUCAUGACGGUAAAAGCUCUUGACCGAGAUUCUGGGGAUAACGGCAAAGUCAGUUACCACAUGAAAGUCGGAAACAGAAACGUCCAAGAAACUGAAGAGUUUUCAAUCGACCAAGAUUCUGGAGAGCUCCGCUCGAAGAUAAUACUCGACCGUGAAACCAAGAGCAAAUUCGAGCUCGUUCUCGUGGCAGCAGAUCAUGGAAGUCCAACGGCUUACGAGACUCUUCGUCUGCUGACGGUUAUUUUGAUCGACACGAACGACAACGUGCCCGAAUUCUUCGAAGAUUACCACUUUGACGUUCCAGAGAACCGCCCGAAAGAUUACUACGUAGGAAAAGUCACUGCCGAAGACAAAGACGAAGGGAGGCACGCCAAAGUUUAUUACUACAUAAAGUCUGGAAACGCAAAUCAUUCCUUCUACAUCGACAAGUCGGACGGAAGCGUUUACACAAACUGCUCGUUCGAUCGGGAAAAACGAGAGAGUUAUCUCUUGACUGUGCUCGCAGCCAACGACCCGGACCUCUACAUCGAUCCACGGGAUAGCGAUCGCGGACGCAAAAACCCGGAGCACGGCUACGUCAACAUCACGAUAAAAAUACUGGACGAGAACGAUAAUCCACCGAGCUACGAGAGGAGCGCCUACUUUGCUGGGGUCAAUUCCAUGGCUAACAUAAACGAACUGGUGACCAAGGUGACAGCUUCGGAUCCGGAUCUCGGUAAAAACGGGACCCUCCAGUAUUACGUGGCUAGCGCCAAUCUUUACAAGUACGGCUCCAGCAAACCGAGUGGCUCGAUCGUGCCGAGUCCGUUCAAUGUCACGCAAGAUGGAAAACUCGUUACCAGCGGCUAUAUGGCGGAAUACAACCAGGAUCGAUUCAUCGUUGAGAUCGUGGCCAAGGAAAUCGCUUCGCCAGAGAGAUUUUCCGUAGCUAAAGUUCACGUUUGGGUCUUUGAACCAAAUCAGCUCAUCAGGGUUAUACUCUCAAGGCCACCAGAAGAAGUUAAUCGAGAAAAGGACGAAAUUAUACUAGAGUUAUCAAACGCCACUCAAAGUCGUGUAGUAGUUGAUGACAUCCGUUUUCAUGUCGAUUUGUCUGGCCAUAUUCGUCACGAGUGGUGUGAUAUGUACCUGCACGUUGUGGAUCUUAAAACCCAGACUAUAUCACCCAUUCCUCAAGUUCUCAAAGUCAUUGAUUCAAAAUACGAUUUUUUGAAAGAAUAUUACACUGGAUUUGCCAUCGAGAACGUUGUACCUGCGUACGUCGGUGCUCAAGAAGAAUCGUUUGACAUUGCAUUAGCCGCUCUCAUUGCUUUGCUCGUGGUAUUGUUUAUUGGUGCUGUUACCGUGACUGCUGUUUGCUGUUGUCUCAAACAUUGGGUUAUCACUGUGCCGAGUGAUAUUCGCAAGAAGGAUGGCCUUAUAAAAAAGCAGAUCAUUGAUGAGUUGAACACCACGGAAAAUCCACUGUGGAUCGAACAAAAACUGAAGCUGUACGAGGAACAGGAAUUGACGAUGCAAGUAUUCAGCGAGCCAGAAACCGGGCUUGCCACCGAAAGACGCGGCAGUAACAUGAGUUUGGCGAUGGGCGAUACAUCCCAAGACAAUACUUACGCUACGAUACAGCAUCCACUGCCGGCCAACAGCAGGCACCGUUCAUCGACGCCUGACUACACCACUCUCCCUGGAAAUCUCAACAUGUACGAGUCUGCAAUGGGCUUUCAAGGUUCGACGUUCCAGCCAGCGACACUAUCUCAGUUGACCUUGGAUCAUGACGGUCAGCUCCAAUUUGUGUCAGGCCUCGUUUAGACCACCACACUCGGGGGGUAUCAAGCAACGACUAGGCGUUUGUCAGACACGCUUUUGUGAAUAUUUAUGAAACAAACAUACCCGACGUAAGUAGAAGAAUGCAGUUAGAAUACUAAGAAAGAAGAUUAUUUAAUUUUCGGACAUUCAAAAUGCAUGAAAUAAGACCCCUAAGGUAGCUGACGUGAAAAAGCAUUUUUUCAUCGCUAACUUUGAGUAUGUGAUUUUGAAGGUAUUAUCCAAUACUAAGAAAGUUUUUUUUUUUGAAGGUCCCGUAUUUCAAAU